Molecule: messenger RNA, 1210 nt
Organism: Drosophila eugracilis
Lineage: Eukaryota; Metazoa; Arthropoda; Insecta; Diptera; Drosophilidae
Exons: 2
Coding region: 139-1203 (354 amino acids)
Source: RefSeq, a predicted model, not a curated record
UUGCUAACAUAUCCUACAGCUGAUAGAUAAGUGUACUAGGCACCCUGUGGUGUACCAAAAUAUCAAACAGAAACUUUUAAUAUUGAUAUCGGUAACAGCAAUUUAAUGCUCAUUUAAGAAAAAAAAACACUUAAAUAAAUGUCGUCUGCACCGAUUGCUUCUUUUGAGAAUACCCAUAUUCGCAGCAAAUUUCGAGAAUAUGCCAGGGAUCAGCGCCUGGAGUGCCGCAUGAAGGCCAAGGACUCGUUGCGCAUAGGACUCGGGCAGAUAAAAGAGGAGGUGAAAGCUUUGGAGAGUUUGGAAACUAAGGACGUUAUUGGAAUGGCCGGCAGGAUCAAGAGACGAAAACACGCCACAACUGAGGAUAUGCGCCGCCUGUCAGUAGCUUUUCUCCAAGGCAACGACAACAUCAACGCCUUUGCAGGAAUUCCUGGCGCGAUCCAAGUUCUGGUAAAGGAGCUUACUGGACCGCAUAUUCAGCGACAGAUCGAUGCUAUCGAGUGCCUUUGUAAUCUUUCUCUUGGAGAGGCACAUGUCUCAGAGAAAAUUGCCAGUUUGGCAGGCAGUUACAUUGUUACAUACCUGGAUGGUAAGGAGGAACGCCUUAAGCGAAGCUGUUUGUGGACAUUGGCCAACAUUCUAGCCACCUGCGAAAAGGCUUGUAAAAUAUUGUUGCAAAUGCAACUGGUGCCGAAAUUGUGGAGGGUCUACAAUGAUUCUAAUAGCUGCCAAGAAGAUGCAGGUAUCUGCCUUAAUCUGGUGGUCACCGAACACUUGCAGUAUGUGAGUACCGAAGAUCGAAAUUACAUAGCCCAGAACUUGCACAAAAAGAAUCUCGGGGAUCCCGCCACCGAAUAUUUUAUGUAUAUAAUAUAUCAAUUGGAAAUUGUUGGAGAGAAUCACGAAUUAGGGGCUCAGCAAGCUGAAUGCCUGCUUCAUUUCAUUGAUGCCCUUUUGACCUCGGUAGACAGUUUCUGCGUUAUUUACGGAGUGCGUGUGUUGGCUAAUCUGUUGGCUCUAGGGGACCCUAAACUAAUUGGACGUCUGGCAGACCCACAGAAUUUUGUUAAAGCCUUAAAUCAGCUUUUCGCCUUGCGGGACUCGAAUCUCAGUCUGGACCUAAUGCGGUUACUGAAGAAUUUCCUGCUUCUAAAUAUAACAGACUCCAACCUUAUAUUGGAUGUUUUACAAGUAUACGUAUAGUCUCUUU